CUCGGCGCGGUCGCGGCUCUGCCGCCUGCCACGUCCCGGUGCCGGCCACGUCCCGGCGCGGCCCGAGGGCGCUCCCCCUGCCGGCCGAGGGUCGAGGGCCGGGCCGCCGCGGUUGUACUCCUGGCCUCCUCUGAAGUUCCAUUUGCCUCCUUGAAACUGAGUUUCCAAAUCUGGCGUCUGCCUUUAUCUCCGUGCCCACGAAGCAUGCCAUGGCCUGGCAGUGCCCCGCCAAGCUGCUCUCCUGCGGAGCCAGAGCCUAUCUGGCAAGCACACGGAGCCACGCCCACAGAGCCACACCCACAGCUCUCCAGGCCGAAGAAGACCUAACCUUCCAGCAUGUGCUGAGCAGCUAGCUGUCUCUGAUUCCUCGGCCACACAGAAGGAACCACUGACAGCCUGACGGGCUAGCCAGGAGCCCGGGGGUCCGCCAGUCCUGCCCCCUGCUCGCUCACAAGAUGUGGACAGCCCUCAUGCUGCUUUGCCUUUCCUCCUUGCCCUUAUCUGGAGGCCGGGUGGCAUCGAGUGAGCCACGACACUUAGUCCCUGUCAGAACAUGGCACACACUGGUGAAGAGAAACGCAUCUGUGGACUCAGGUCCAAGGGUUGAGGUGUCCGAGGAGACAACCGCGGUGACUCCCCCUCUUGUCACUGUGAGCAGCCAGACUUUGCCAGCCAGACUCAACUUCACUCACGCCCUCCCAGGGGCAGCCAACGGGACAAACGCCAGUGUCACUCACAGCCUCCCAGGGGCAGCCAGCGGGACAAACGCCAGUGUCACUCACAGCCUCCCAGGGGCAGCCAGUGGGACAAACGCUAGUGUCACUCACACCCUCCCAGGGGCAGCCAACGGGACAAACGCCAGUGUUCCGGCGGCCGCCGGCAGGACGGCUGGUGCUGUGGCCUCCAGCGCUCCCAGCCCCACGUUCCCCCGCGCCACGGCCUCUGGCCCCGCGUCUUCACGGCGGGCUCCGGCUGUGACUGCGACUGCCACCGGGCCACCCCCUCCCAGCACACGUCACGCACAAGUGCCAAGUACAACUGCCAGCGUGCCAACAGCACCUUCCCCUCGGGCAGCCACCGCCCAAACGCGCGGUGCCCCCGGCCCCCCAGGCCCUGCCGCGCCCACAUCUACUCACUCCACUGCGAGCCCUGCUCCCCCCACGGGUCCCCAAGCACAAGGUCCCACCACUCUGGUGGUGACCCUCCAGCCAGUGCUCACCAUGGCCGAGAGGACCCCACCCUGGCCCCCCAGUCGCCACCUCGGAGCCCAGCACCCCCACCCCCGCGGUGACCCCAGUGACCUCAGCAGGGGUGAUACCACCCAGGCACGAGCCAGGGAGCCGCCUGCCAGCACAGCGCCGGCCCCCCACACCAGCCCGGCCCCCACAACAGAAGCCAUAACCCCCACAACACCGCCACGCCCCACACCAUCCGGCUCGGGACCUGGGGGGCCAAGCGCAGCUCAGACACCAGGGCAAGGGGAGACCAGAGCCACGCCUGGCACUGGCCCCACGCCUUUGAACUCAGGGGACCAGAGGCUGCCAGCCACAGACUCGUGCCAGCCCAGCACCCACGUCCCACACCUGCUGGUCACCCCCAAGCCCCUGGCUCCCUUCCUGGUGAACAGAACGUCCCUCCUGGUGGUGCUCAUUCUCGGGGUGGCCCUGUUCGUCACGGUUGUGGUGGUGUUCGCCCUGCAAGCCUAUGAGAGCUACAAGAAGAAGGACUACACGCAGGUGGACUACCUGAUUAACGGCAUGUAUGCAGACUCAGAGAUGUGAGGGCGCGGGCUGCCCCCCUCCAUGCCCGCGGCGCCGAGGCCCAACCAAGUGCUUCCAGAUCCUUUGGUGCCAUUUCGGAGAUACACCAGACAGAUGCUUAAUCGCUCCCAGGCCCAUCCCCCAAUCAUUGCAGAGUUGCUUUUUUCGUAUUUAUUUUUGUAAGCAAUUGUGUGCACGGGCAGCCAGCGGCUGUGCCACAGAGUCGGAUGUGGUGGCGAGGCGUGUGGGGCCACCGGCCACCUCCCCCCUGGUGGGUCUCAUCACCGGGAUUAAAGCAAUGAGCCUCACUAUUCA
Molecule: messenger RNA, 2075 nt
Organism: Perognathus longimembris pacificus (Pacific pocket mouse)
Lineage: Eukaryota; Metazoa; Chordata; Mammalia; Rodentia; Heteromyidae
Gene: C13H11orf24
Product: chromosome 13 C11orf24 homolog
Source: RefSeq, a predicted model, not a curated record